This is a messenger RNA of Cinclus cinclus, 441 nucleotides long. RefSeq names its product prostaglandin E synthase (gene PTGES). Gene Ontology annotation, cellular component: membrane. Bases 1 to 441 code for a protein of 146 amino acids. Lineage: Eukaryota; Metazoa; Chordata; Aves; Passeriformes; Cinclidae. The transcript is spliced from 3 exons. The record is from RefSeq and is a predicted model, not a curated record. Gene Ontology annotation, molecular function: prostaglandin-E synthase activity. Gene Ontology annotation, biological process: prostaglandin biosynthetic process.
AUGAUGGAAAAUAAAGUGUUCCUGUCAUUCACGUUCUACAGCACAAUUUUGAUUUUAAAAAUGUAUGUCGUUGCCAUCAUUACGGGGCAAGUGAGACUCAGAAAGAAGGCGUUUGCAAACCCGGAGGAUGCCCUGCGCAAUGGGGGGUUGCAGUUCUGCCGCGAGGACCCUGACGUGGAGCGCUGCCUCAGGGCCCACCGUAAUGACAUGGAGAACAUCUUUCCCUUCCUCUUCCUCGGAGCCAUCUACUCCCUGCUGGAUCCCAGUCCUACAGUGGCCAGGAUCCACUUCCUCAUCUUCUGUGUGGGACGGAUCAUCCACACCAUUGCCUACCUCCUGCAGCUGAGGGCACCCGCACGCUCCGUGGCCUACAGUGUGGCCCAGCUGCCCUGCUUCUCCAUGGCCCUGCAGAUCCUCCUGGCCACUACCCCAUACUGGUAA